CAGCACGUGGAGUACGCCGCAAAGGGAGCGGAUAAUGUCGGCUGCAAAAAUAUCUGAAAUUGUGGCGCUUGAUGCGGGCGAAGGCAAUCCGGUGAUCGUGCGAGGUCAUGUUCCACAGCCCACCAACGAGUGCCACGCAGUGCGAGCGAGAGAUCUGGCGAAGGAAGGGGCCGAGAUGAUUUUGGUAGGAUGUAAAUCAAAUCUGUACCGUGGCUAUGUGCAGGCGGAAUCCCGUUCGGUCGUGAAGCAGCAGCAACACACGUACAUUGCGCUGCACAAUCGGGUGACGGGCAAAAUGCGGAUGGUCGAGGUCGAGAGCUGCCCGCAGCUGACCAACGUUUGUCACGAUGAGCGGCCAACGACGGAGGAAACGUUCGACAUGAAUAACGUGCGCAAAUUGUUGCAGAAAUACAACAGUAAAGCGAGUCAGCGGGUGCACCGACGCAUACAGCGAGAGAAGGUCGACUUUAGCGUGAUGGAGGAUCGACUGCAGCAGACGAUGGGCGAGUGUGCUCUGACGGCGGUGACCGCUACAAGCGAGGCCCCCCAACAGCCUACCGAAACGCUCGUACAGGAUGAGAUUCGCGCGAAGAUGAAUCCACAGUCUCGAUCCUUGCAGGACCUCUACAAGGCGGAAGAUCUGAUCGGAUCGCGUUUGCUGCAAAGUUUGGACGAGGUGGCCAAGAAGGUGCUGCAGAUACCGCCCGAUGAGCUAUCGAUGGCCAGUGUGUAUCUGGAGAAUCGCGUCAAAACGGUCAUGCAAUCGAAGGAACCCACUUCCGAGGAUAACCUUCGCAGGGUCAAGAUUUGCCUGUACAUGGAUGUGCUGGUGCGGCUGCUUACGCCUCAAAAGAAGAAAAAAGAGAAGAGCCGGUCCAGCAAUAUGUCCCCCUUCACGCCACUGUUCGAUGCGCCUAUUCGUCGAGACUUUAUGCAGUUUUGCAGUGGUGAAAGCCUGGGCAAGGAUAGGGCAACGAGGUAUACGCGCGACAAAGCGCUACUGACCUACCUGGCGCUGGCGUUCGUGCUCGAGGAAAUGCAUGAGGUGCAGGUAUCGGUGAUCCAUCGAUCAUUGCAAGUUUCGAAAGAGGAAGUGAUCACGUUCGGACGGGCGAUCGGAGCAACGUACAACAAUCGGCUUGAUACGUUCCUCAAGGACUGGAAAAUGAAGACGACCGAGCAGUCGAAUGAUCCACUACUGGCCACUAUGCAAGCAGUGGCCGACGGACAGCGUCCCAAGGGAAAACGACCGUACGGCAAAAGAUAACGUGACCCUGUCCUUCUUUGUCGGAUGUAGCGCGGCAUUCUACGUGAAUAAAUUCAUAUUCAAUUCAA
This is a messenger RNA of Anopheles aquasalis, 1335 nucleotides long. RefSeq names its product RNA polymerase I subunit E (gene Polr1E). Gene Ontology annotation, molecular function: DNA binding. The record is from RefSeq and is a predicted model, not a curated record. NCBI's taxonomy places the organism in Eukaryota, Metazoa, Arthropoda, Insecta, Diptera, Culicidae. Gene Ontology annotation, biological process: DNA-templated transcription.